Messenger RNA from Lotus japonicus, 1371 nucleotides. RefSeq names its product mitochondrial acidic protein mam33-like. Lineage: Eukaryota; Viridiplantae; Streptophyta; Magnoliopsida; Fabales; Fabaceae. The record is from RefSeq and is a predicted model, not a curated record. The transcript has 4 exons. The coding region runs from base 119 to 829 and encodes 236 amino acids. Gene Ontology annotation, cellular component: mitochondrial matrix.
CCAAAUAGCAAGUCCAAUUUUCCAGGGAUGCAGAUUUAUAGGAGUUGAAUGCUUCUUCUUAAUUCUUUGUUCAUCCCCAAUUUUCAAUUUGAUUUGGGAAUCUUCUUCUGCAGCAUCAAUGGCUUCCCUCAUUCGAGUGGUUCGAAAGAAAAUCAGUAGUAGCUGUUGUUCAUCUUCAUGGGCGGUUGCGAGAACACUGAGAGUGAGGAACGGUACCUUGGGUUUCGCCAGCAGAGGUUACGCAGAAGUAGCAGCGGUUAAAUCUCCAUUUGAAUCCAACAUUUUACGAGUUCUCCGGAACGAGAUCGAGUACCAGGCCGAGUACGCUCCUCCACACCAGCCUGAGACGAAAUUCAAUUCGUAUACGGUUGAAGAGCGACCUGGAGAGCAGGUGAUUACAUUGAAGGGGAGGUUUGGGGACAGGGAAGAUAUCAAAAUCGAAGCUACUAUGUUUGAUGGGUAUGAGCACAUUACGGUGCCUGGAGAUGACAGUUCUGGGGCAGAUGUGCGACUUCACCUCAGUCUACUGGUGGAUAUAUCCAAGGGGGAAGGUGGCAGUGAAUUGGAAUUUGUCUGCUCAGCAUGGCCAGAUUGUUUAGAUGUUGAGAAAGUUUACAUAUUAAGGCGUGGUCAUAUGCCAACUAGGCCUUUCCUGGGACCUAAUUUCAGGGACCUGAAUCCUAAGGUUCAGGAAAAGUUUCGUGAGUACUUGGACACAAGGGGAGUAAAUGAUGAACUAGCUGCUUUCUUACAUGAUUAUAUGCUGAACAAGGAUAGAAUUGAGCUUCUACGGUGGAUGGAUAGCCUCAAGUCUUUUGUGGAAAAAUAGAGUUGGUUGAGAUGUGGUAGUAAGGUAAAUGCCCUGUGAAUUGAUGCCACAGACUAUACCUGUAGAACUUUCGUUUGACUUGAUUUUCUGAGUAAGGGUAAGACCUAGUUAGCUAAAUAACUCGUAUCCUUGCGAGCUAUAUAACUAGUUUGUCUAUUUUGUGAUGCCCUUGCAUUUAUCUUCCGUGAUUAGGAGUGAGCACGGAUUGGAUUUUCUUAAAAAGCAAACUAAAAUCACUGUUAUGGUUAUGUUGUGCGAUUUAAAUUCUUUUUAAUUUCCCAAACCAGUUCAAUUUUUUCAGAACCGGUUCUGGCUGUUACCAAUAAUAUGGGGUGUGACUGUAGCUGUUGGUCGUCCAUCAGUGUCAGAACACAGCCUAAACAGCAGAACGAAGAAGCACCAGUUGGUGGCAUGAUGGAUUUACUGCUGAUUGUAGAGCUACAGCUUGUAAUCUAUAUGACUUGGACUUCAUGUGGAUCUUUGUUUGGAUCAGCCAAAUUGCUUGAUUCAUAAAAAAUGAAUUUGAUCAGUUUUAUGAAUAA